Monopterus albus (swamp eel) is the source of this 2360-nucleotide messenger RNA. RefSeq names its product fascin actin-bundling protein 2b, retinal (gene fscn2b). The transcript is spliced from 6 exons. Gene Ontology annotation, biological process: establishment or maintenance of cell polarity; actin filament bundle assembly; cell migration. The coding region runs from base 54 to 1637 and encodes 527 amino acids. The record is from RefSeq and is a predicted model, not a curated record. Lineage: Eukaryota; Metazoa; Chordata; Actinopteri; Synbranchiformes; Synbranchidae. Gene Ontology annotation, molecular function: actin filament binding; protein-macromolecule adaptor activity. Gene Ontology annotation, cellular component: cytoplasm; actin cytoskeleton.
GCCAUCACACAGCGAGGACCGCCGUGCCUGCUGCUGCUGGAUCAGAAGUGAAGAUGCCUGCUAACGGGAGUCAUCCUCUAAAGUUGCAGUUUGGUCUAAUUAACCACGAGGGCCGCUACCUCACUGCUGAGGCCUUUGGUUUCAAGGUGAAUGCAUCAGCUCCCAGCUUAAAGAAGAAGCAGAUAUGGACUCUAGAGCAGGACUCCCAAGACACCCAGGUAAUCUACUUGCGCAGCCACCUAGGACGUUACUUGGCCUCUGACAAGGAUGGCAAGGUCACCUGUGAGGCUGAUGGGCACAACUCAGACUGCCGCUUCGUCAUUGUGGCUCAAUCAGAUGGCCGCUGGGCCCUACAGUCUGAGCAGCACCUCCGUUUCUUUGGCGGCUCUCGGGACUACCUGUCCUGCUUUGCCCAGGUAAUCACAGAUGCCGAGCUGUGGGCAUUGCACCUGGCUCUACAUCCACAGGCCAACAUGCUGUCUGUGGCCCGUAAGCGUUACGCCCGUCUCUCCAUCGAGGAUGGGGAGAUCACCAUGGAUCUGAACAUUCCUUGGGGCGUGGCAGCACUCCUGACUCUCACCUACCUGGAUGGGAAGUACUGCCUAAAGACCUGUGACAGCCGCUUCCUCAGCAAUGAUGGGAAGCUCUUAACUCAAAGUGGGAGGACCACAGCAUACACGCUGGAGCUGAAGUGUGGGAAGCUGGCCUUUAAAGACUGUGAGGGAAAGUACUUGUCACCCAUGGGACCUACAGGCACCCUGAGGUCUGGACGUUGCUCCAAGCCUGGCAAAGAUGAACUUUUUGACCUAGAGGAGAGUCACCCACAAGUGGUUCUGAUCGCAGCCAAUGGGCGAUAUGUCUCCAUAAGAACAGGAGUCAGCCUUGCAGCCAAUCAGGAAGAUGAGACAGACACGGAGACAUUUCAGAUGGAGAUUGACAAGGAAACCAGGAAAUGCACGUUCCGCACCAGCCAAGGGAACUACUGGGCCCUGGUGGCCCACGGAAGCAUUGACAGUACAGCCACUGAAGUGUCAGCAAAUACCAUGUUUGCAGUGGAAUGGCUUGGCCAGAAGGCGGCACUAAAAGCUAACAAUGGAAAAUACAUCUGCACCAAGAAGAAUGGUCAGAUACUAGCAGUCAGUGAUUCUGUAGGUAAGGACUCACUCAUCCAUCCAUUGAUGUUCAUCCUCCGUUUUGACACUGCUUCUAAAUUUCUUAUGAUCCUUGUGAUGUAUUUUCAUUAUUUUACUCACAUUUUCUCAGGUGAAGAUGAGCAGCUCACUCUGAAACUGAUCAACCGACCUAUGCUGAUUCUGAGGGGGUCGAACGGCUUUAUCUGCCACCACAGGAACUCCAACACAUUGGAUGCCAGCAGAUCCAUCUAUGACAUUUUCACCCUGGAAUUCGGUAAUGGGGCCUACCAUAUUAAAGGUGUGGAUGGCCGGUUUUGGUAUGUGAACAAUGCUGGGCUGGUGUGCUCAGAUGGUGACGUCCCUGAGGAUUUCUCUCUGGAGCUCCUGGAGCAUGGCCGGCUUGCCAUCCGUGCCAAGAAUGGCAAAUACCUGCGUGGAGACCAGGGAGGCACACUGAAGGGAGACGGACUCAGUCUGAGCAGCUCGGCCCUGUGGGAGUAUUAAUCCUGUCCAGCAUCGGUUUAAACCUGAGGCCUAACUAAUGCUCCUCACUGACAGGCAGUCCACCACUAGUCACAAUGUCAGCAUUAGUAUUUAGUCUAAAGUUCCUGGCACUUCAUUCCUCCUUGUUGUUGCAAAGAGGCCUCAACAGAGCACUCAGACUGAUAUAGGGAGGAGAAAAAAAGAAGAGGUGACUGAAUGAUCAGCCAAGAAAAGUCUUGGUGAAGUGAACAAAGGUUUGCUUCAUUAAUGUCUACAACUAAAAGAACAAAGACUCAGAUUCCCCGAUGUUUCACAGAUGUAUAACCAAGCAACUCUCUUUCCAGAACACCCUCUUUCACCUGGUUUUUAUCUUUCUGCCACUCCAUAGUUUUUACAUUAGUGACAGCAAGGCAACAAAGCAUCGACGCAGGUGUCACUUGUCCAGUCAGGGCAACAUUUCACAGUCAGGAGUGAAGAUGCCACUUAGGGACGUUCCUGCAUAUGGCACUGCUGGCUGAGACUGUUAACUGGCAGAUUAAAAUGACUGGGUUACUAGUUCUCACCUGGAGGACCAGUAACCAAGCCUGUAAGCAGCACUAAGAGUAUCACUUCAGCCUGCAAAAGGAGGCGUUAUCCUUUUCUAUAUUUGUGUUUUAUGAACAUAAAAAGAAAGACUAACUUGUAUAACUGGUUAUGUUUUUUUUUUAAUCAGAAUGAUUGUAAUUAAGGCUACACUUAUCUAAG